Molecule: messenger RNA, 1537 nt
Organism: Entrophospora candida
Lineage: Eukaryota; Fungi; Glomeromycota; Glomeromycetes; Entrophosporales; Entrophosporaceae
Source: the annotation of a GenBank genome assembly
AUGUCAAGUUCACCUUUGAUUCAAGACGAUUUAAAAAGAAAAUAUAUUGCUAACGAACAAGAUCAUGCACAACAAAGUGAACAGAAUACUAACUCAACACAACAAUCGCAACAUUCACAAUCACAAACUACACCACAAAGAAAAAAACCUGGUAGAAAACCAAAUCCUGCUUCACCUGCUCUUCGUAAAGCACAAAAUCGGGCUGCACAAAGAGCUUUUAGAGAAAGAAAAGAACGACAUCUUCAUGAACUUGAGAAUACUAUUAAACUUCUUAGAGAUGAUCAAUACCAAGCAAACAUUCUAAUUAAUCAUUUACAACAAGAAAAUUCAUAUUUCAAAAAAUUAUCAUUGGUGUUUGAGUGUACUUUGAACAAUAUUCACGGUAAUGGUAUUGCCACAGAUGAAAUAAAGAAAGCUAUAUCAAUAAAUCCCGAUUACUCUUUUGAUAAAGCAAUAACAACGACAACAACACCUGGUGAAUCUUUAUUAACUUCCUCCUUAUCAACUUCUGAUAUUAAUAAUGGUCAACAACAACAUAUUUCUUUAUCAUUAUCACUCGAUGUUAGUCAAAGACCAUUGCCAUCGUUAAAUAUUAAUAGCAACAACAACAAUAAAUCCAAUUUAAUAAAUAAAUCCAUUAAGCCGGAAAUAACUAAACUUACUAAUAAUAAGAAAAAUGGGAGUAGCGAAAUGAUUCCUCGAACUAAUACUUCAAUUAUCUUAUCACCUGAUUCAUUUGGAAAUUUAUGUUCAACUACCACCACUAAUUCUUGUUUGCUUCCUCAAGAUUAUUUGACUACAACUGCUACAAAUGAUCAUAUGGUUAUUCCAGAUUAUAAUAAAUCUUCUUUUAUAAAUAUUCCUCCACAAAUAAACAAUAACGACAAUGUGAAUAAUAAUGAUGCAUUUUUAAAUUUUAAUGUCAACGAUACUAAUAAUAGUAUUCUUGUUAAUGAUAGCAACAAUGGCUCAAUUGUUUCAAUAUUAGAUUAUCUUGAGGAUAAACUCGUCGAGGAUUUUAUUUAUAGUAAUAAUGAUAAUACUAAUUUUGAAUCAAAUUUAUUAAAUAUCGAAUUCUAUGGUUUUAAUGAUGAUUCAUUUAUCCAAGCAAUCAACGGUAAUUCAAAAGAUUUAGUGAAUUCAUUCAAAAAACAACAACUUUUAAGAUUAGCAGAAAAAGUAGGAGCCAAAGAUUUUACUACACCUAUCAUACCAAAACUAAAACAUCCAUUAUCGAAGGAGCAGAUUCGAUAUUUAAAUAUGGAACAUGACUCACGUAUUGACAUGAUUCCAUGUUUACAUCUCAGGUCAAGAAUGAUACAACAUAGUACAAAGUAUGAUCUUUACGAGUUGUGUGAAAUAUUAAUCAACAAAGCUAAAUGUCAUGGAGACCCACUUGAUACCGAUUCUUGGGAACUUCCUGAUGAAAUCUUUCAAAAGUAUAGUUAUUUGACAUUCAAAAAAUGUCAAAUCAAAAGUCUUUUAUAUAAACGAGAUGGUGCAAUACCUAAAGAUUUUAACGCAUUAUUUGAAAAUG